Molecule: messenger RNA, 3407 nt
Organism: Solanum tuberosum (potato)
Lineage: Eukaryota; Viridiplantae; Streptophyta; Magnoliopsida; Solanales; Solanaceae
Product: pentatricopeptide repeat-containing protein At1g05670, mitochondrial
Exons: 2
Coding region: 979-3237 (752 amino acids)
Molecular function (GO): protein binding
Source: RefSeq, a predicted model, not a curated record
CUAAUACCCUUUUUGAAUGAUUAUUCAUAAAUUAAGCUUGAAAAUGUCAUUUUGUGCUUCUAUUUGUAUGUUUUUUUGAGUUAAUUUCCAAUUUUUUAGCUUACAGUUAGAGAAUAGCUUAUCUUGUAGACUCUGUUAUGGAUGGAAUAUGUUAAUUUUGUAUUUAGAAUAAGAGAAUUAGCAUUUAUAUAUCAAUUGGGUGUGUGACAGGAUAUUGAGUUUUUUUUUUUUUUAAAUAAAAUAAAAUUUAAAGCUCCUAGCUUUAUGCUCUUUGGUGAUUCGAACUCAUAAUCUUAGAGUUGGAGGUGGAGGAUGCUUACUAUCCGAGCAUUGAGCAAGCCCUUUUGUUGAAUAGUGAGUUCAAUGUUUAAGUUAGCUGUUUCUGUUAUGGAUAUUUAUUUAUUGGUGAAGCAAUAACAGCAUCAGCCAACCUUCACUACUUUCUCCACCAAGAAAUCUGACCAGAAAACACCUACUUUCCAGUUUCUCUACUUAUGUUUUCUUGUACUUUCUUCCACCCAUCUGUUUUUUAUUUGCCGAGGUCUAUCGGAAACAGCUCUCUACCUCAGAGGUAGGGGUAAGGUCUGUGUACACUCUAUCCUCCCAAGACAACACUUUGUGGGACUACAGUGGGUAUUUUGUUGUUUCUUGUUGUAAUUGGGAUUGAGGAUUGGGUUUCAAAGAUAGGUUCUUUAUGAUAAAACAAUAUUUUUUGAUAGGUUCUUUAUAGUUGAUCUCUUUCUCCGGCAAAUCCAAGUUCCUUCUCCUUCACUGGCAUCCUCCUAAUGUGACAAAUAUCUUGAUUUAUCUCUUCCAUUCAGACCACACUUGUGGGGUUACACCGUUUAAGUUGUUGUUGUUGUUGUCAAUAGCAGCAGCAUCAGAUAGGUGACAAAGAGAUGAAGUUUCUAUAAAUUGAUCUUAUACAUGGAGGAGAGCCAUGGCAUUUGCAAGCUUUAAUGGCUCUCUCAAAGAGAUAUGAGGAGGUGUUCUGCUUUUGUUUUUCCUUACCAUUGUCAAGUUUUGUCUUAUCAUCGAUACUUGGGUUCUGUGACAAAACACAUGUCAUUCUUUUCAUAUUCAACUAAUUCUGCAGUUGAAAAGCUUUCUUGCCUAACUUUAACUGCUGUGAGACCUUUUCCAGAUUAUUCGCCUAAAAAACCCUUCAUUAGAGACUCUGAACUUGUGCAGCACGUAUCGACUUCUAUUAAGCAACGUUACUCUGAGCACAUUCGGCGUGUCUUAAAGCCCUUUGAAUCAAAAAUCAAACCUGACCACAUCGUUUGGGUUCUCAUGACCAUAAAGAAUGAUUACAAACUGGUUAUAGAUUUCUUUGAUUGGUGGUGUCAACGGAGGGACCCGUCAAUUGAGGUACGUUGUAUUAUCGUGCAUAUUGCUGCUGCACAAAAAGAUGCAAGGACAGUACAUAGGCUUAUUCAUGAUUUUUGGGCAAGACCCAGUGUAGAUGUGACAGUUUUCUUCCCCCAGUUUCUUGAAAAGUUAAUAUACACUUAUAAGGAUUGGGGUUCUAAUCCAUUUGUUUUUGAUAUUUUCUUCCAAGUGCUUGUUGAGUUAGGAAGUCUAGAUUAUGGAAGAAAACUUUUUGAUAAAAUGUUGCACUAUGGCUUAGUUCUAUCUGUCUCUUCAUGUAACUUUUUCCUUUCAUGUCUCUCGCAUGAGAUUGAGGGGCACAAAAUGAUGCUAAAGGUCUUUCAUGAAUUUUCUGAAGUGGGUGUUUGCUGGGACAAUGAAUCUCAUAAUAUAGUGAUCCAUUCUCUUUGUCGGAUAGGGAAAGUUAAAGAAGCUCAUAACUUACUCCUGCAAAUGGAGCUGAGGGGCUGUAUGCCUGAUGUUGUAAGUUACAGCACUGUGAUUAAUGGAUACUGUGCUGCUGGACAGCUUGAAUCAGUGAUGAAGAUCAUCGAAGAAAUGCAAGUAAAAGGAUUGAAGCCAAAUGCAUUUACUUUUAACAGUAUAAUUCUUCUUUUGUCUAAGAGAGGCAAAGUGCAUGAUGCCGAGAAAAUUCUGAGGGAGAUGACUUCCCAGGGAAUCACUCCAGAUAAUGUUGUUUACACAACUCUUAUAGAUGGCUUCUGCAAAACUGGGAACAUAAGUGCUGCAUACAGUCUGUUCAAUGAGAUGCAGAGUCUUAACAUUACCCCUGAUUUGAUAACAUAUACUGCCCUUAUUUCUGGUCUGUGUCACACUGGAAAUAUUGCUGAAGCAGAUAAGUUGUUGAAUUAUAUGCUUGGCCGGGGGUUAGAACCUGACGAAUUCAUUUAUACAACACUUAUUGAUGGUUAUUGCAAGGCAGGGGAGAUAAAGGCAGCCUUUUCUCUUCACAACAAAAUGGUUCAGAUGCAGUUUGUGCCAAAUAUUGUGACUUACACUACACUAGUAGAUGGGCUCUGUAAACUAGGGGAACUUGAAACAGCAAAUGAACUUCUCCACGAGAUGUGUGGAAAGGGUCUUGAACUGAAUAUUUACACAUACAACUCACUUGUUAAUGGUUUUUGUAAAGCUGGAGAUGUGAAUCAAGCGGUAAAGUUGAUGGAAGAUAUGGAAGCUGCAGGGAUCUGUCCUGAUGCCUUUACGUAUACUACUCUAAUGGAUGCUUAUUGUAAAUUAGGAGAGAUGGGCAAGGCUCAUGGACUACUACGACAAAUGUUGCUCAGAGGACUCCAACCCACAAUAGUUACAUUCAACGUUCUGAUGAAUGGCUUUUGUAUGUCAGGGAUGCUAGAAGAGGGUGAUAAACUGUUGAAGUGGAUGUUGGAGAAGGGUAUAAUACCAAAUGCUACUACUUACAAUUCUCUUAUGAAGCAGUAUAGUGUGCGAAAUAAUAUGUGUAUGACGUCAGAAAUUUACAAGGGGAUGCUGGGCAAAGGAGUUGUACCAAAUGCCAAUACCUUCAACAUAUUGAUACGAGGACAUUGCAAAGCUAGAAAUAUGAAAGAGGCUUGGUUUUUGCACAAGGAAAUGAUCAAGAAGGGAUUCACCCCGACAUUAGAGACUUAUCAUGCACUCAUCAAAGGGUUUUUAAAGAGGAAAAAGUAUUCUGAGGCGAAAGAAAUGUUUGAAGAGAUGAGAAGAUAUGGUUUAUUGGCAGAUAAAGAACUUUACUCUAUCUUUGCGGAUAUGAACUAUGAACAAGGGAACUUUGAUUUGGCGCUUGAGCUUUGUGAUGAAGCAGUAGAAAAAUGUCUUGCAGACAAGACUGAUAAUAGGAAUGCAUGAUGGUUGUCUGACAUGUUUCUGCAUCCUGUUGCUGGUCAUCUUGUUGCUAUUUUUGGAACUAGUAACAAAAAACUAGUUGUCUUGCUCCCAAUGAUGCUAAUCUUUUUCGUGCUGUCAAGUCAGUUCAAGUUGUGUUGCUCUGUAAGUCGUCAGAUGAUAUUUUGAGACAG